Messenger RNA from Anisakis simplex (herring worm), 600 nucleotides. The record is from the annotation of a GenBank genome assembly. NCBI's taxonomy places the organism in Eukaryota, Metazoa, Nematoda, Chromadorea, Rhabditida, Anisakidae.
AUGUUGAAAUAUUCUUCAUUUAUAUUUGCGGAUUUGGGUGGGAUAUUUGAAAUUGGCGGUAGUGAUCAACUGGGGCACUUAGAUGCUGGUUAUGAUUACAUUCGUCGACGAACAAAACGUCUGUCGGCGGGCAUAUGCCUGCCUCUGAUCACAGAUUCUUCUGGUAAUAAGCUGGGCAAAUCCGUAACGGAUUGCAAGGAGAGCGUUUGGUUGUCUGAAAAUAAGACGUCUCCGUACGCAUUUUAUCAGUUUUUCAGACAACAACCUGACAACCAAAUUGUUCCAUUGAUGAGGUACUUUUCAUUGAAAUCAUUGGAUGAUAUGAAUGCGAUCCUAUCAGAACACGAAUCUAAUUUGGGCAAAUGGAUAGCACAAGAAGAACUUGCGAAAGAAUUAACGCAAUUGGUACAUGGUGCAGAUGGUUUACGGCUUGCUCAACAAUGCUCUAAUGCGCUCUUUAAAGGUUACGCCAUACUUGUUUUGUUUUUUUUUUGGUUUGUUUUUAUUAUAAAUGAUCACAAUGUCUUGUUUGCGAUCCUUGUAUUCGUAUACAAUUUGGAAGUGACUAUAAGAGCUGGUUCAUUAAAACUAUGUAUGUGA